Amborella trichopoda is the source of this 1418-nucleotide messenger RNA. RefSeq names its product phytochromobilin:ferredoxin oxidoreductase, chloroplast / phytochromobilin synthase (HY2) (gene HY2). Gene Ontology annotation, molecular function: phytochromobilin:ferredoxin oxidoreductase activity; cobalt ion binding. Lineage: Eukaryota; Viridiplantae; Streptophyta; Magnoliopsida; Amborellales; Amborellaceae. Gene Ontology annotation, biological process: phytochromobilin biosynthetic process. The record is from RefSeq and is a predicted model, not a curated record.
GAAACCCUUUUUCCGUUUUGGGGGGUUUUCAAAUUGGGCGAGGCUCCUUUGAAUGGAAAUACUGGUUUCUCUGGUUUUGAAGCCAGCGGAGUCAGAGAGAGAAAGAGAGAAAGAGAGAGAGAUGGAGUGUCUCUUCAGAAGGUCCUCAAGCUUUGGAAAAAUGAAGCUUGACCCCUCGCCUUAUCCUCCUCAGAAGAGAUGCCUCUCUCGAAAUGCAGCUUUUUCUUACCAGAAGUUCAUUCAGUUUGCAUUAGAAGAAACCCAACUCCAUACGCAGUUGAUUCCCUCUCCUUUGCAGGAGGGACUUCACAAGUUGGUGGUGAUACCAUUUGGGCUUUACACUGCCCCAAGCACGUUGAUGAACUUAAUGAUUGAGGAACACUAUAGACAUUUGAAGGCUAUAGAUGGCAAAACAAAGCUUCAAACCCUUGCAUUUCAAUCUUCUAAGAUCAGACUUUAUCGUGGUUUGAUCAUUGAAGGGGAUAAUGCCAUGCAGGUGCUGGAUUUUGCUUUGUUCCCAGAGCCCGAGUAUGAUGUACCCAUAUUUUGUGCAAGCUUCUUCACAGCCUCAAACACGAAUGUAGUUGUUUUGGACCUGAAUCCUCUGCAUGACGUGAUAGAUACAGAAGACUACAAAGCCAAAUACUAUAAAAAUUUAAUGCCUCUAGGGCAAAAAUACGCUGAGCUUUUACCCUGGGGUAGCAAGAUCACAGGUGAGUCAUUGGGAUUCUUCUCACCAAUUGUGAUUUGGUCCAAGUUCUGUUCAGACCAACAUUUACAUGACAUACUCUUCGCUGCAUUUAAGGAGUAUUUCAAGGCAUGGCUUCAGCUAAUGGACCAGGCAAAAGUAGAAACCAAUGCAUCACAGCUUCAUAGGAACUGUGAAGCACAACACAAGUACCUAAUAUGGCGAGCAGAAAAGGAUCCUGGCCACCAGCUUUUGAAGAAAUUGCUUGGGGAAAGUCUUGCACAGGAUUUGGUUUGGAACUUUCUAUUCAAUGGGGUCAAUACCCUGGGGAGCAAAAGUUUUCUAGAUUAUUUCCCUGAAUAUCGAUGUGUGGAUGGAUCUAUAAGCAAGAAGCGCAGCAUCAUUGGAAAGUCAUUCGAAAACCGCCCUUGGGAUGCAAAGGGUAAUUUCAUCGGAGCUAAUAUUAGAUGAUGACACCCCUGGUUUUUUUUUUUGGUCAUACAUUUUUUUCCAUUUCUUCUUUUUUUUUUUUUGGGUAUUUGUUUAGUUAUAAAUUUUGUGGGAUUCGGGAGUUUUGGGAGAAAUUUCGUUUGAAUUUGAGCUCCUUGCCUUGGAUGUUAAGAUUAGCUUUUUCUGUGACUGUAACGAUCCCUUCUUAGAUUCCCUCAUAUGUAUUUUUAUUGUAUUUAGUAUACUUAAAUAAGGAUGAGCUUUCUAUAAGCUUUGUGAA